UUACAAAUUUUACGUGCGUUAUAUUUACUUAGUAUUUCAUUAACUGGAUGUAACCUCUCUCGCAGAAUAAAAAUGAGUUCGUUCAAACGGUCAAAAUUGAAAAACAAAAAUGCAAAGAAUGCGAGUAUAAAUUCAAUAGAUAAAUCUCGUAAACAAGUACGUAAGGAACUUAGAAAACAGAAAAAGGUUAAUAAAGCAAUUUAUUUCCAAAAGAAAAAUAAGACGCUUGUUUCUUAUAGUGACGAACAUGAAAAAGGUAUUAAAGUUUUUGACGAUAAAAAUAUUUAUGAUAGUGAUAACGGGAAUACUGAUGAAAUCCAAAGGAAAUCGGUUCAGAAAAAGAAAUCUAAGAAAGUCGAAUUUAAAAAACAGAGUCGUCGAAGCGAAGCGCUGAAACGAGCUAAUUUAAAAGAGGAUAAAGAAAUUAAAAAGUUGGAAAAGCAGUUAAAGUUAAAUAAAAGAAAAAAAAACACAAUUCCAAAAUCUUUUGCAUUAGAUGGUUUAGAUUAUCUUUUAGACUUUUGUUUAGAAAAUGACAGGAAAGACAUAGUAGAAAGGGAAGAGAAAUUCUUGGUGGACAAAUUUGAUAAUGAGUUUGAAGGAAAUUUAACAAAAAAUGUUGAAGAUACUAUCAAGGAGAAGGACGCUUCUAAACAAAAUGAAAUGUAUAAUACUAACAAAAAUGAGAAUACAAAUGAUCAUUCGACUUUAAUGGUUGAAAAAAAUAUUAUUAAAAAUAAAAAUGUGGACAAACUUGAUUUAAAAAAAUCUAAAAUUAAAGAGGUCACAUCUAAGGAAAAUAAAAAAAAUGUUAAUAUCGGUGAUGGUUCGUGGGAAGAUAUUUAUGGUAGAAAAAGAGACAGAGACGGUAAUAUUAUACAAGAUACUAAGAAAUAUAUACCACCAGCUGCAAAAGUCACUGCUCGUGACACAAAUCCAGAUAAUGAAAAGUUGUACCAUUUAAGAAAACAAUUGAAGGGCUACUUAAAUAGAGUAACGGAACAUAAUAUUCAUUAUAUAAGUAACCAGAUAGAAACAAUGUACAUGACGAACAGUCGCAACAACAUGAAUCUUGUAUUAUCAGAAUUAACAAUGGAAAGUUUAAUUACGAAUGUAAUUACACCAAAUCGACUGAUUUGUGAACACAUGAUGCUGAUCGCUAUUUUGCAUGCAAAUGUUGGCAUUGAAGUUGGCGCAAAUUUUUUGGAAAAACUAAUUAAAAAAUUUGUUGAAAUAAUGGAAAAACCACAAAACAUAGAAAAUAAAGAGUUAGACAAUAUAAUACUUAUGAUUUCUCAUCUUUAUAAUUUCAAGGUAUAUGGACACCAACUUAUUUAUCAGAUUCUUAAUAAACUAGCAAUAAAAUUCACAGAAAAAGAGAUUGAAUUGAUAUUGCUUGUUUUAAAAACAGUAGGAUUUUCUUUAAGAAAGGAUGAUCCAAUUGCCUUGAAGGAAUUUAUAAAAGAUCUACAACAAAAAGCUAGUCAUGAGAAUGGAGAAAAUUCAAGGGUAAAAUUUAUGUUGGAAAUUUUAUUAGCGAUAAAGAAUAAUAACGUUAAUAAAAUACCCCAAUAUGAUCCUUCUCAAGUGGAACAUUUGAAAAAAGUUAUGAAAAGUGUAAUUCGUAAAGGCAAUGACAUAACGCAAUUCAAUGUGACUUUAGAAGACUUGUUACAUGCCGACGAAAUUGGAAAGUGGUGGAUUAUAGGCUCGGCAUGGUCUGGAACAAACACUAUAGAUAACUCAAUAGAAACAAACAAGUCUAAUAAACUUAAUUUUGGGAAAAAAAUAUUAGAAUUGGCAAAGAAGCAGAGAAUGAACACGGAUACUAGAAGAAAUAUUUUCUGUAUUCUUAUAACAGCCGAAGAUUAUCUAGAUGCAUUUGAAAAAUUUCAUCAUCUUGGUUUAAAGGACCAACAAGAAGGAGAAAUCGUUCAUGUUUUGAUGCACUGUUGUUUGCAAGAAAAUAAAUUCAAUCCUUAUUACGCGAUAUUAGCUCGAAAACUAUGCGAAUAUAACCGAAAAUAUCAGCUUACAAUACAAUAUACUUUAUGGGACAAAUUGAAAACGUUAGAAACGUAUGAAUCCAACCAGUUAAAUAAUUUGGCACAGUUUUUAACUUACUUAUUUAUUGAGAACUGUCUUGCUAUAUCAGUUUUAAAAGUUAUUCAAUUUACCGAACUAGACAAGCAUACGAUGAAAUUUUUAAAACAAAUUAUAUCGGAAAUUCUGUUGCACGAAAACGAGGAAGCUUGUCUACGCGUAUUUGAAAGAAUUUCUGUUUCUCCUCAAUUGCAAACUUUCAAAGAAAGUCUUCGUUUAUUUAUAAAUUGUUUCUUAACAAAAAAUACAGAUUCGUGUAAUAUACCGGACAAACAGAAAUUAACAAUGAAAAGGAGGGUGGAACUUGUAGAUAAAAUACUAAUUUCGCAUGAAUCAAAAAUCAUGUUUUAAGACGCUUGGAUCAAUUUUUCGAGCGUUGCCAUAAAUAGCGCACAGAUGAUUCUGACAGAUGACAGUUGGAUAAGGAUGGGGUAACCUUCUCCAAUAAGGCGGAUAUAGAGCUAAUUAAACGUAUUUUUUUUAUAGGCAAAAAGCAUUAUUUCGUAUGCAUGAACGCUAACAUUAAUGCUGAGACUGCUACCCCACGCUUAUUUGAAUUUUCAUUUAAAAAUACGUACCCUAGAUAACGGAUAGAUUUACGGCGUUCGAGGGCAACAUGUUAACCCUUAAUGCUCCAAUUUUUAAUCGUGAAUAUCGACAUCAUGCUUUGACUUGCAAGUUUUUAAGUGUCAGAUUUUAAAUGCUACAGUGACAUGUAAAUAAUAAUAUUUAAGUCUUUCAAAACAAUCUUAAUUCACCUAGGUAGUAAUAUAAUUUUUAUGACAAUAUUUAUAUUAAUUAUAAUUGAAUAAUGUAGCGGCGCACAUCGGUGGUGCCUUAGAGGCACACUUGGAGCGUUCAGGGUUAAAUUAAUAAUUAUAUUAAAAUUUGAUUAUCAAAUUAAUGGAGCAAACGUAUCUACUGUUAACAAAGUAAAAUACAUAUACACAGUAAAGAACCAUAUAAUGUAAGAUGGAAAGUUAUAAAAAAAAGAUAUUGAAGUAUAAAAUAAUAAUUUGCCAUUAAAAGUGUAUGUUACUUUUCUUUUGUUUUUAUAAAUUCAAGCAUACAACAAAUAAAAUCAUACAUAUACAUUAGAUGUAAUGAAGAACUUAACAUGAAUAAUAUUAUUCUACGAUUUAUUUAGUUAUUUCAACUUACAA
Megachile rotundata (alfalfa leafcutting bee) is the source of this 3266-nucleotide messenger RNA. Its product is annotated as nucleolar MIF4G domain-containing protein 1. The record is from RefSeq and is a predicted model, not a curated record. Lineage: Eukaryota; Metazoa; Arthropoda; Insecta; Hymenoptera; Megachilidae. Gene Ontology annotation, cellular component: nucleolus. Gene Ontology annotation, molecular function: RNA binding; protein binding. Gene Ontology annotation, biological process: ribosomal small subunit biogenesis.